AUGAGAGGCAGUGCGGGAAUAAGAGACAGUGCGGGGGCGAGUGGCAGUGCGGGAGUGAGGGGCAGUGCAGCAGCAAGUUUUGAGGCGCCUCAAAGCUCGGGGGUGAGUGGCAGUGCAAGGAUGAGGGGCAGUGCGGGGGUGAGGGGCAGUGCGGGGGUGAGUGGCAGUGCGGGGGUGAGUGGCAGUGAGGGGGUGAGUGGCAGUGCGGGGGUGAGUGGCAGUGUGGGGGUGAGUGGCAGUGGGGGGGUGAGUGGCAGUGUGGGGGUGAGUGGCAGUGUGGGGGUGAGUGGCAGUGUGGGGGUGAGUGGCAGUGUGGGGGUGAGUGGCAGUGUGGGGGUGAGUGGCAGUGUGGGGGUGAGUGGCAGUGCAGGGGUGAGUGGAAGUGUGGCAGGGAGUGGCAGUGCGAGGAUGAGGGGGAGUGCAGCAGCGCAUGGCACGCCAUGGCAACGCCUCCACGCCUGCUUCUCCACCUCCUCCCCUCUGCACACCCUCCUCGCUCCCCAACCUCCCGCUCCCCAACCUCCCGCUCCCCAACCUCCCGCUACCCAACCUCCCGCUCCCCAACCUCCCGCUCCCCAACCUCCCGCUCCCCAACCUCCCGCUACCCAACCUCCCGCUUCCCAACCUCCCGCUACCCAACCUCUUGCCGCUCCCCAAGCUUUCUCUCCCCAAACUCUCGCUGUUGAUCCAGCCUCUGUCUCCCAAGCCAAUUACCCUCCUUCCAACCAGCCUACCGCCACCCACCCACCCGUCACCCACCCUCCCGCCAACAACUCUCCUGCCAACCACCCGCCCUCCAAACACCCUGGCACCAACCACCCGCCCACCAACCACCCGCCCACCAACCGCCCACCCCCGAACCACCCUCCCGCCAACCUCCCUCCUGCCAACCAUUCGCAUUUUAACCACGCUCCCGCCGACCACCUUGCUCCUAACCACUCUUCUUCACUCAUGAAAUCGGCCCAAACCCCCGCUGUGCCCCCUUCACUAUUCGCGUCCCUCUCUGCUGCUGCCAUCAGCCCCUGUGCUGCUGCGUGUGCCUCUGCGAGCCUUUCCGACACCGUCUCACCACAGCACCUGCCCCCAUCGUCGCGGCCACAUGCCUUGCCCUUUCCACCUGCGCUUCCUGCCUCUGCUGUAGCACCACCACUAACACCUGCCGUACCCACUGCACCACUGCCAACCCCUGCCACACCCCCUGCUGCAGCACCAAUCCCCAUUCCCACCACACCCCCUUCUGUAGCCCCGGCAGCAGCACUGCCAGGUGCCGCCCUCCCAGCGGACAGUCUGCUGAGAGCAGCCUGUGUGAUGGACAGCAUGAGAGCAGCCUGUGUGAUGGACAGCAUGAGAGCCCUGCUGGCCCAUCCUGCCCCCACCACUCCUCUCCCCUCCCUUCCUCUCUUGCCGUCUCUCGCCUCUCUAUUCCCUCCAGCUGCCCCCACCCUUGCUGCCGCUUCUACUGCCAUGGCCCCUGCUGCUGCUGCUGCUGCUGCUGCUGCUGCUGCUGCUGCUGCUGCUGCUGCUGCUCCUUCUGUUGCUCCUGCUGCUGCAACUCCUGCUGCUGUCCCUGCCAUCUCUCUCCUGCUGCAGCAGCCCCUUCCAGCCUCGCUCUUCUAG
This is a messenger RNA of Closterium sp. Naga37s-1, 1617 nucleotides long. The record is from the annotation of a GenBank genome assembly. NCBI's taxonomy places the organism in Eukaryota, Viridiplantae, Streptophyta, Zygnematophyceae, Desmidiales, Closteriaceae.